Molecule: messenger RNA, 1806 nt
Organism: Abrus precatorius (Indian licorice)
Lineage: Eukaryota; Viridiplantae; Streptophyta; Magnoliopsida; Fabales; Fabaceae
Product: serine/threonine-protein kinase SRK2E-like
Exons: 9
Coding region: 363-1457 (364 amino acids)
Biological process (GO): intracellular signal transduction; protein phosphorylation
Cellular component (GO): nucleus
Molecular function (GO): ATP binding; protein serine/threonine kinase activity
Source: RefSeq, a predicted model, not a curated record
CAUCUCAGAUUCUCAGGUUUUGGAUAAAAUCAAAAAGAUAAACUUUGGAGUGAGAGAGAGAGAGAAGGAAAGAGGGUUCCCUCACGUUCACGAGCGUAUCACCGACCCUCUGCACCUGCAACUUCCAAAAUUCAACUUCUGAAAAUAAAAUCCCCAUUUGGUUGGGUUGGUGAAAGUUGAAACCUUUUCACGAGCACCAACCACACACACACUUUAACUUGAACUCUUUCUUCACCCAUUUCCUGCAACGACCCACGUUUUGUUUUGCGAAGAUCUGAUCUGGGUGGUGGAUAUUUCAAUGUGAGAGUUGAGGCUUUUGGUGCAUAAUAAUAAGAAAAAGGUGGGAUUUGUGAAGCGUGGAGAUGGAUCGUUCUGCGAUCACUGUUGGGCCAGGAAUGGACAUGCCCAUUAUGCAUGACAGUGACAGGUAUGAGCUGGUUCGUGAUAUUGGCUCUGGGAAUUUUGGGGUGGCAAGGCUCAUGAGAGACAAGCACACUGAGGAGCUUGUUGCUGUCAAGUAUAUUGAGAGAGGUGAUAAGAUAGAUGAAAAUGUACGAAGGGAGAUUAUAAAUCACAGAUCACUGAGGCAUCCCAAUAUUGUCAGGUUCAAGGAGGUCAUAUUGACCCCAACACAUUUGGCUAUUGUGAUGGAAUAUGCUUCUGGAGGAGAGCUAUUUGAGCGAAUAUGCAAUGCAGGACGGUUCAGUGAAGAUGAGGCACGCUUUUUCUUUCAGCAACUUAUAUCAGGGGUUAGCUACUGUCAUGCAAUGCAAGUAUGCCAUCGUGACUUGAAAUUGGAGAACACAUUGUUGGAUGGUAGUCCAGCUCCUCGUUUGAAGAUUUGUGACUUUGGAUAUUCAAAGUCCUCGGUGCUACAUUCACAACCAAAAUCUACAGUUGGUACCCCUGCAUACAUCGCUCCUGAAGUUUUGCUAAAGAAGGAAUAUGAUGGCAAGAUUGCAGAUGUGUGGUCUUGUGGGGUGACCUUAUAUGUCAUGUUGGUGGGUGCAUAUCCUUUUGAGGAUCCAGAGGAGCCUAAAAAUUUCCGGAAGACAAUUCAUAGGAUUUUGAAAGUCCAGUACUCAAUUCCUGAUUAUGUUCACAUAUCUCCCGAAUGCUGUCAUCUAAUCUCAAGGAUCUUUGUUGCAGACCCUGCACUGAGAAUAAACAUACCCGAGAUUAGAAACCACGAGUGGUUUUUGAAGAACCUUCCGACUGAACUCAUGGUUGAGAACACAAUGAAUAACCAGUUUGAGGAGCCUGAUCAACCAAUGCAGAGCAUUGAAGAAAUCAUGCAGAUAAUCAGUGAGGCUACAAUUCCUGCAGCUGGAACUCAGUCUUUGAACCAGUAUCUUACUACUGGUAGCUUGGAUAUUGACGACGACAUGGAUGAAGACAUAGAGACCGAUCCUGAUAUUGAUAUUGAAAGCAGUGGAGAAAUAGUUUAUGCAAUGUAAGCUGCUGGCAGACAAUGGAAACUGGCUUAUCUGGUCAAUUUAAAUAUAAUACCCUUACCAUUGGUUGUUCAGUGGGUUUGGAAUAUGUGAAAGAAAAAGAUUUCACAUCUAAAGGAAAGGAUUCUGUGAUAAAAAAAUUCUUAUAUUGUGAGGAUCCAUCCUGCUUAUAUUGUAUGGUCUUUCAUGACUACAUGCUGCUUUGUAUUCUUAGUUGUGUCAUUGUUAUAUUAUGAAGUGGUUGUCUUUCCCUUCUCACACUUCCUUUUUCCUUGGAAGUACUUUUUUCUUUAUCAUAUGGUCAUUUGUAGAAUAUUUUCUUUUUAAGCAUCUAUUUGGGGUUGGGUUCCAC